UUUAUACUGGAGCUGAACCCUUUGAUAAUUAUAUUAAUUGUUUGUAUGACAUAAAUAACAAUAAAGAAAAUAAGUUGCAGAAAAAUUUAAAUUUUAACUUCUUGGCUAUUCAACCCAAUAUAAAAUGGGGCCCACAGAAAAAAAUGAUUACUAAUCCGUACCUUCAAUUAGACGAAUUAGUUUCUCUUAUUGAAACAUUACCAAAUUAUAGAGUUUUUAAAAAGCUAGUUGUACCCAUAAAAGAUUACAAAAACGAUUCUAUAUUUGGUAGAGGAAAAGUGGAGGAACUCACAGAAAUAAUUAAACAUGAUACCAAUAUUGAUGGAGUGGUCAUAGGCCUAAGUUCAAUAGAUGUUGCUCAAUAUAUUACAUUACAAAAGAUAUGGAGGAAACCAUUAUAUGAUAAAUAUAGAAUUAUAUUGCAAAUUUUCAAACAUUAUGCUAAAACUAAUGAAUCUCGCCUACAAAUAGCCUUAGCUGAAAUACCUUAUUUAAAAAUGAAAUUAAGAAUGAACCAACAGAUAGUUAAAAUGAAGGAAAUAGAUCCAACAUUGGAUAUAUCAUCCAUUUUUCAUGAAAACAUUUAUUUUAAUAAUGAUAAUCGUACAUCAUUCCAUGAAAAAUUAGAAAUUUUAAACCAACGGGAAGAUAAAUUAAAAAAAAGUCUUGAAAAAAUUAAGCAAGGUAGGGAAAAUCGUAAAAUGUCAAACUCAUCAUCUCUUCAAAAUCCUUAUCCUAUAAUAGCAGUCAUUGGAUACACAAAUUCAGGCAAAACAUCUUUGAUUAAAGCACUAGCUGUCAAUCAAACAAAAUUAAGCCCGGAAAAUAGACUGUUCGCUACUCUUGACGUCAGCUUACAUCAAGGGAUUUUACCCUACAGUGAAAAGGUUCUAUAUUUGGACACUAUUGGUUUUAUUUCAGACAUUCCGGUAUCACUGAUUAGUGCGUUUCAAGUUACGCUUAGUGAUAUUAAUCGCGCAGAUAUCUUAUUACAUGUCAGAGAUGCUAGUCAUCCAGAUACAAAUUUUCAAAACCUUACGGUUAUGGAGACGCUGAAAUCUUUGGGAAUAAAACAAGAAUUGAUUGAUAACAUGAUAGAGGUCCACAAUAAAAUUGACCUCUUGCCUAAACUCACCGUACAUACAAAAAUCGAGAAUCCGAAACUGAAAAUAUUUCCUACAUCAAUAACCAAAUCUGUAGGCUUGUCUGAGUUGUUAACAGGAAUCCAUAUGCUCCUACUGAAAAGGCAAAAUAAAUCAACCAUCCAUUUAAAAAUUCCUAUUCAGCUUUACUCAAAAAUUUAUAGCUAUCUUCUCAAAAUGAAUGCCUCGAUCGUUAAGACUGAACCGACGGACGACUCGCAAAAUUAUAUGCUUGAAAUCGUGAUCGAUCAGAAAACGUUGUCCAUAUUCAAAAUUAAUUUUGACCCACGAUAUAUUGUAGUGUAAUAUGAAUGAUUAAAUAAAAUGAAUAACAAAAUAUUAAACUUUUCAAAGAUUUUUGGUGCAAUAAAAAUAAUACAU
Molecule: messenger RNA, 1523 nt
Organism: Gordionus sp. m RMFG-2023
Lineage: Eukaryota; Metazoa; Nematomorpha; Gordioida; Chordodea; Parachordodidae
Product: putative GTP-binding protein 6
Exons: 7
Coding region: 144-1448 (434 amino acids)
Cellular component (GO): cytoplasm
Molecular function (GO): ribosome binding; GTP binding
Source: RefSeq, a predicted model, not a curated record